AUGGCGGACGGCAAUGGACUGCCUGCCUACAUUCGCGAACUUGCUGAGAAGCAAGGAGCUAAACUGCCUGGUGAUAUUGCCGGUCAAAUCGGAUCCUUCAGUGUUGUUCCUCCGGAACUGCAAACAGCAUACCAAAAUGCAGAUUACGCCACCAUUCAAUCUUACAUGGACAAAGCAACGCAAGAUUUGCUCCCGAUAUAUGCCGCGAUACACGAUAAUGGAGAUGGCGCGUUUACCAAGACCAAGCCACCCCCCAACGACCCGGAUAAUUACUGGUACCUUGCAUGGGCAGGAGAUUCCCAAAGCCCUGAUGCUUUGAUCUGGUGCACGACCUUUCCUUUGAGCUCGACAGAUGCUCGUGUAGGCGACCAGACCAACAGGGUUGCUCAAGUCGGGACCUGGUCCAAGAACUCCAAUACAUGGGGCAUCUCCAAUCAGAUUUGGUCCAGCUCCGAAGCUGCACUCGCCGCAGGCGGCGUGGCCACGAUUGUGUUGAAAGCUGUUUUCAAAUACGUCCGCAAUCGGCUCCGGGGUAUGCUAGCUCAACAGGCUGCGCAACAAGCGGUUGGUGAGGCGGGCGAAGAAGUUGUAGCAGCAGGUAUCGUCGAAGAGGCGACUUGGGUCACGAUCACAUCAUUUGUUGGUGGCCUCGUUGUCGGGGCCGUCAUAGGUGCCAUUGCAUAUUAUCUCGUAAUGUGGAUCAUCAACUUUCUUGUCAAAGCUUACAAACUCUGCAUCAGCAUCUACAACUGGGACACCGAGCACGCCUUCAACCUUGUUCAGGAGUUUGGGAGCAAUGAGACGCCAGACGGUAACAUGACUCUUCCCUACAAAUUGGAAGCCGCCGUCACGUCUGUCAUCGGUCCGGGGGGGAUCCCAAUCCCUGUCGACCCCACGUAUGAGUAUAUGGUUCUAGUCUUCGACAAUGUUGACGAGUUCAUGAACGGGCUCGGUGUCGCCCUCCGGCUGCAGACUACCGACAAUACCACAGGACUUCAGUUGAAAUAUCUCCUAUCGUACUUUCAUGACAACAACAUCGGCCUCCAAGGUGGUACAAACGAGGCCCUCCCUGACUUCUAUAACGACAACAGCACAUGGCGCCCGACAGGGGACACCAAGUUCAGCACGACCAUUCCAGGUAUCAAUGUGCCGAUUUCCUGCUCAACUCCUGCCCUCAGUGGCGCCAGCGAUGAUUUCUACGCAUUCGAUGUACAUAUUGGACUGAAGCCUGGUGACGAUUUUGGAAAGCCUCGUCCUGCUCUACCUCCAAGACGACGCUUUGAGCGCCCGAACCCCAUCCCCAAGCCAAAACCUGGUGAUAUUGUGUCGCUCCCUAAUGGCGGGAAGGUGGAAGUUGGGGAGUGA
Messenger RNA from Cladophialophora yegresii CBS 114405, 1365 nucleotides. RefSeq lists its product as uncharacterized. Bases 1 to 1365 code for a protein of 454 amino acids. The transcript is spliced from 5 exons. Lineage: Eukaryota; Fungi; Ascomycota; Eurotiomycetes; Chaetothyriales; Herpotrichiellaceae. The record is from RefSeq and is a predicted model, not a curated record.